This is a messenger RNA of Monodelphis domestica (gray short-tailed opossum), 6491 nucleotides long. RefSeq names its product solute carrier family 6 member 7 (gene SLC6A7). NCBI's taxonomy places the organism in Eukaryota, Metazoa, Chordata, Mammalia, Didelphimorphia, Didelphidae. Gene Ontology annotation, molecular function: amino acid:sodium symporter activity. Gene Ontology annotation, biological process: nitrogen compound transport; sodium ion transmembrane transport; amino acid import across plasma membrane. Gene Ontology annotation, cellular component: plasma membrane. The record is from RefSeq and is a predicted model, not a curated record.
AGAGGGGCGGGGCAGGGAUGGGAAAGUGAGCAUGCAUCCAUCCUCUGUCCCAGCCAGAACCCGUCAGCCCCACGCUGGCCUUAGCCCAUUGCUCCAUUCCAGAGCCUCCCUCGCCUGGCCAGGCCGGUAACUCCCCGCAGUCGGGCGGCAGCGCGUGCGCCGCGGAGAGAGAGGCAGGCAGCAAGCGGGCGCGGGCGCGGGCGCUGCGGGCAGAGGCAGGCGGGCGAGCCCAAGCAGCCGCGAGCCGAGCGCUCUCUGCACGCGGCGCCUCCAGCGCGGGGGGAAUCCGAGAGGGGGCGGGAACCGGAGGCGUGCGAGGGAGCAUCUUGCCGGUCCCGGGCCCUGCAGGAUGAAGCGGCGCCAGGCAUCCCACCUGGGCGAGCCUGUGACCCCAGAUCUACUGAUGACCCCUAGUGAUCAGGGUGAUGGAGACUUGGGAGUAGACUUUACUGCAGAUCGUGGAAACUGGACAGGGAAGCUGGACUUCCUCCUCUCCUGCAUUGGCUACUGUGUGGGCCUGGGCAAUGUCUGGCGCUUCCCCUAUCGUGCUUACACCAACGGAGGAGGCGCCUUUCUUGUUCCCUACUUCAUCAUGCUGACCAUCUGUGGCAUCCCUCUCUUCUUCCUGGAACUCUCCCUUGGCCAAUUCUCCAGCCUGGGCCCCCUUGCUGUCUGGAAGAUCAGUCCUCUCUUCAAAGGUGUUGGCGUGGCCAUGCUGAUCAUCGUCUCCCUGGUGGCUAUCUACUACAAUAUGAUCAUCGCCUACGUCUUGUUUUACCUCUUCGCCUCCCUAACCAGCCACCUGCCCUGGCAGCACUGUGGUAACUGGUGGAACACAGACCUCUGCCUGGACCACCAUGCAAUGAGAGAAGCCAAUGCCACAACAGCCAUCAACCUCUCUAAUACUGUCAGCCCCAGUGAGGAGUACUGGAGCCGGUAUGUCCUCCACAUCCAAGGGAGUGCAGGCAUCGGAGAUCCAGGUGAAAUCCAGUGGAAACUCUGUCUCUGCCUCUUACUCUCCUGGGUCAUCGUCUUCCUCUGUAUCCUCAAGGGAGUAAAAUCCUCUGGCAAGGUGGUGUAUUUUACAGCCACCUUCCCAUACCUCAUCCUCAUCAUGCUGCUAAUUCGGGGACUGACACUUCAAGGUGCCUGGAAAGGGAUCCAGUUCUAUCUCACACCCCAGUUUGAUCACCUUCUAACCUCCAAGGUAUGGAUUGAGGCAGCCUUGCAGAUCUUCUAUUCCCUGGGGGUGGGCUUUGGGGGCCUCCUUACCUUUGCCUCUUACAACACCUUUCACCAAAAUAUCUACAGAGACACAUUCAUUGUCACCUUGGGCAAUGCAAUCACUAGCAUUCUGGCUGGCUUCGCCAUCUUCUCUGUGCUGGGCUACAUGUCUCAGGAGCUGGGAGUUCCUGUGGACCAGGUGGCCAAAGCAGGGCCUGGUCUGGCAUUUGUGGUCUACCCCCAGGCCAUGACGAUGCUCCCCCUGUCACCAUUCUGGUCUUUUCUCUUCUUUUUCAUGCUGCUGACCCUAGGCUUGGACAGUCAGUUUGCCUUCCUAGAAACCAUUGUGACAGCUUUGACGGAUGAGUUCCCUUACUAUCUUCGGCCCAAAAAGGCCAUUUUCUCCGGCACCAUCUGUGUGGCCAUGUUUCUGAUGGGCCUCAUCCUUACUACAGAUGGAGGCAUGUAUUGGCUGGUUCUGCUAGAUGACUACAGUGCUGGCUUUGGACUCAUGGUAGUGGUGAUUACAACCUGCCUCACCGUUACCCGUGUGUAUGGUAUCAAAAGGUUUUGUCGGGACAUUCAUAUGAUGCUGGGCUUCAAACCUGGCCUCUACUUUAAGGCCUGUUGGAUGUUUCUGUCUCCAGCAACUCUAAUGGCGCUGCUGGUAUAUAGCAUUGUGAAAUACCAACCCUCGGAAUAUGGCACUUACCGGUUCCCAUACUGGGCAGAGCUCCUGGGCAUCCUGAUGGGCCUCCUGUCUUGUGCCGUGAUCCCUGCCUGCAUGCUACCUGCUGUGCUCAGGGAAGAGGGGACACUGUGGGAGAGGAUCCAGCAAGCCAGCCGUCCAGCCAUGGACUGGGGUCCUUCUCUGGAGGAGAACAGGACAGGCAUGUAUGUGGCCACCCUGGCAGGUAGCCAGUCGCCUAAGCCUCUGAUGGUUCACAUGAGGAAAUACGGUGGCAUCACCAGCUUCGAGAACACAGCCAUUGAGGUGGACCGGGAAAUCGAAGAAGAGGAGUCCAUGAUGUGAGAGAUGGGGAGCAGGGCCCCUGGGACAAAGGUCUACAGAACUAUGGGCCCCGCAGGCCCUCCCCCAUAAGCAGGGUGAUUACUGUGGGUCUGAAACUUCUGUCCCAGGGCCAAGAGGCUGUGUGUGUGUGUGGGUAUGUUCCUGGGGAUCCCUGGGAGGAAAUGGGGCAGGAUGAAGUGAUCCUUUCUGUCUUAGGUGUGGUCAGAAAUCAAGCCCUGUCCUGCUUGAAUUGUUUCCAUCCUCACUGCCCAUACACCUCCCUUGGGCCCAGGUCACCAACAAAGCAAUCAUUCCUGACUUCUCCCAUUUCCCCCAUCUGGACUGUCCUUUGCACACCUGUCCUAUGGCAGAAACCUUCCCCAAACCCAUGCUGCUACAAGGAAUGUCCUUUGGAACCUGGGGGACAGGGUAGAAGAACCCAUAAAGAUGUUUGGAGCAGGAGUUUAGAGUAGCCAUUGGCCUGCUAACAACUUGGAUCAACCACCUGUAUCUUUUCAGGGCCUCAGCCUAAAGGAUCUGAGGGAGAUCCUUGCCUCUUCUUGUUUUCCAGUAGACUGGGCCCUGGCCAUUCCAUUCAUUAAGCAUUUCUUCUAGGCCCAGCCUUGUGGUAGACUGUAGGGAAUAAAGCAGAGUAUGAGAUAAGCUUCCUGUCCCAAGAAUUUACAGUAAAGCUGGAGAAAUAAGGCAGAAAGCACAAACAAAAAUAUGCCAGGUUUCUACAGUCACUGCAGUAGGAAUUCAGAGAUGGGAGAGAUGGCAAUGAAUCUGAAUAUUUCAGGGAAGCUCCCUGGAGGAUGCAACCACACAAGAACAAGUAGGAUUUGGCUAAGGAUUAGGAUCAGGACUGGCAGCACAUACAAGCAGGAGAUACAAUCUGAGUCAAAAUUUGGGACAGGACAGACACUGAACUGGCUAAAAUGAAAGAGAGAAAUGAACUUAAGUGGAGGAGAGAGGGAUGUAAUCAUAUUGGAGAGGACUUGAAAUGCUAAGAUGCGAACUCACUAGGGAACCAUUGAAGAUAUUGUGGGGAGCAGGGCAUUAGGAAGUUAAAUGACCCAGGGUACAAAUUGAAUUGGAGGAAAGAAGCCAGUGCCAACAGGGAGAAGAAGGGAAAGGAAAGGCAGAAUCAGAAAAUUAAGCUGUGGCAGGAGAGGUCCCUGGAAGUGAUGCUGACUGGGAUCCAGAUCAGAGGAGUUUGAGAUGAAAGGUUCAUAUGUGGCCUCACUCAUGUGUUGUCAGGAAGACAACAAAAAGGAUUAUUUUUGAUCCCUAAUCACAUUCCCCAUAGUGAUUCUUCCAGACCCUCUCUUCUCUUCCAACCUCCAUUUCUCAUCCCAUACUUAGACCAGAUGAUCUAAAACUGAGACCCUCUGACAGGAGUUUACCUUCCUUCCCACCUUAAAGAAAGGAGUAUCCCAUAUUUCCUAUGAAUGUUGAUCCUCUGGACCUCUCCUUUAGCAAUUACCCUUUGUUCUUUAGACAUCUUGAAUCUUUCUUUCACUGGUUACUUUCCAAGAUCCUGUAAACAUUCUCCAGGCUCCCUGAAACUCAGUCUCUUUCUAUUCCUUCCAUCUAUGGGACUAUGGUCCCUUCUUUCCCCUCCCCUUCACUGCCAAAUUUACUAAAGCAGUUGUCAACAUGCACGACUCCCAUUCCUAACCACCCACUCUCUUCUCUACCCUUUGCAAUCUGACUUGUAUCAGUGACUUUCAAGUCAUAAAGGGUGUGGAACUUAACAACUCCCUCUCUUCCAGAUGAUCUCUCCUCCUUUGGUUCCCAGGACAUUGGCUCUCCUUCUACCUCUCUCCCCACUUUGGUCUCCAUUGACUUCAGUUCUCUUCCCAAAGCCCUUAAGAUGGGUAGUACCCCCAAAUGUUUUCUUCUUAGCCCUCUCUUCCCUUGUCCAUAUUCUUCACUUCUGGUGAUCUCAUCACUCCUAUGGCUUCAACUAUCACCUGUAUAUGUAGGACCUGAGAAUCUAUAUCCUGUGCCCUGCCUCCCACAUCUUCUGUCUGGAUGGGAUACCUCUAUCUCAAUAUCCCAGAAGCACUUCAAAUUCAUCUUAGACAAACUUGAACUUCUAUUCCCCCCCCUCCCCCCAGUCAGACUUCUUUUCCUCUUAACUUCAUUAUUUUGAUUGCAGAUACCAAGUGAAGCUCACUGGGCAUAAGAAUUGUCCUCUUCUGCUUUGAGCAGGCAGCUACCCCUGGGUCACCUGGAGAUGGGGAGAGAGGAGAUCUGGGAUUGCCUUGCCUUAGUUGAGUUCUGUUCUCCUCAGGGCUAUAUUUCAUUCUUCUUUCUCCCAUCACAUCCCCCUAAAGUUACUCUGUCCUUUUCAAUUCUACCUCUGCAAAAUAUUUUUCAUCAGUUCUUCUGUAUUCUAUGCCAAUCAUCAUAAUAUAGGCCCUCUUUUCUACCCACCUAGACUACUGUAACAAUUUCCUAAAAGAUUCUUCUUAUUUCCACCAUGUCCCCCUUUCAGCCUCUCCUUCCCACCCCUUUCAGAUUUCUUAGGCACAAAUCACAUCAUGCCACCUCUCUGCUCAAAAUUUCUACUCUGUAGAAUUCUGAUGGGGAUCAGCAAGGAGGCACCACAGAUAGAGCACUGGCCCUGGAGACAGGGAGACCAGAGUUCAAAUCUGACCUCAGACAUUAGCUGUAGCCCUGGGCAAGUCACUUAACCCUGUUUGCUUUAGUCUCCUCAACUGUAAAAUAAGCUGGAGAAGGAAAUGGCAAACCACUCAAGGAUUUUUGCCAAGAGAACCCCAAACAGGGUCACAGAGAGUCAGACAUGACUUAAAAUUUCCUAAACAACAACAAAGCGUUCCAAUUCCUUUGCCUGACCUUCUAGACAACCUCCCUCCCUUAGAACCUGGUGUACCACACUUAGUACUUUUCCAGCCUUCUUUUAUUGGACUGUUCACCAUCCUCCAAAUAUACUCCAUGCUUUCCUGUCUCCAUGUCUUUCCUCACAGAUGGCAGCUAAGGAAAAACCUUGGCCCCUUUCCCAUCUAUGGAAAAGCUCAGAUGAUUUCUUUCCUUGGAAUGGGAUGGGGCUGCCCAGAGGCCCAAAAGCCGAGUGUAGAAGACUCGACUAUUGAAUUUCUAGGCUCUCGUGAUGCCUCUUCCUCCUCCAGGAAGUCUUCUCUAAUCCCUCAUUUCUCUUGCAUCCCUCACAUGGCAUUUUGUCCUUUUCUAAUUAAUUUUGGUAGUCAUUUACAUAACUAUUUGUCUAGGGGCCCCAUGCCAAUAUAAAUAUAGCCACUGUAGCUUAUGAAGAUUGCCUGACAAGACAUGGAAGGACUGUAAUGGAUAGAGGACCAAUAAGGAAAUCUCAGCUCUUAGGAGUAUAGUUCUGAGUGUAUGGGAUAUCCUCCUGCUAUACUGUAAGUUCCAUAAAGACAAGGGCCAUUUUCUUCAUUUCAUAUCCCACCCAGUACCUUGUACAGUACACUGUACACAGUUGAUGCUUAAUAAAUGUUUCUAGAAUCAGGCAGAUCACACUCAGUUCCCCACAAUAGCAGUCUAAUCUUGAGUCUCUCUUCCAUACACUACUUACCAGCCUCAGGCCUCAAGCAGUCAUGCCAUGGUAAGAUCCUGCCCCUUCUUCCUCAUCUCUGGGACCCAAAAAGCCCAGAAACCAGACAGGAACUCUCUGACCAAAGAAUGGUCCAAGCUUGGCCAGGGGAGUUGGGGAAGGGGGAGGAUGGAUGCCCAAGUUAGCAGCAUAGAUAAGAAUAACCUUAGAGGAAGAACUGCUGCCAGUCCUAACCUAGGGUACCCAUGGGAAAUGCUCCCUUAUCUACCAAAGGGGAUCCUGGCAGACUGCCAGGCUUAGGGCCUCUGCCCAACUAUAUUGUCCCAAUCUCUCUGAGACAGAAAUACUGAAGAGACCAAGAAGAAAGAAAGAAUCAAGCGCCCUGUGUUCUUAUCCCAGCACCAUGGGCAUUUCUCUUUCUGCCUAGGGAAGGGAAUCUGUCCAGGUGGUAUCUGUGCCCCUUGAGAUGGUGGGACCUACUAGGAUAUGAGGGUGCACAUAUCCACGAGGCAGCUUGUUUCUUGCAAAUAGUAUUAUACAAAGGGUGCAGGCACUCAUUCUUAAGGUAGAAUUGAACAGUGUAAUUGUGGUCUUCUGUGAACCAUAUCCUUUCUUCCGAUGUGUUUUGUUCUCUUGACUGUCUGUGUUCUGUUAGUUCAGUGUUAAUAAACACUCAGUGAGUAGCCUUCCAGACAA